Syngnathus typhle (broad-nosed pipefish) is the source of this 2023-nucleotide messenger RNA. RefSeq names its product junctional adhesion molecule 3a (gene jam3a). The record is from RefSeq and is a predicted model, not a curated record. Gene Ontology annotation, biological process: angiogenesis; cell adhesion. Gene Ontology annotation, molecular function: protein heterodimerization activity; protein homodimerization activity. Lineage: Eukaryota; Metazoa; Chordata; Actinopteri; Syngnathiformes; Syngnathidae. The coding region runs from base 122 to 1045 and encodes 307 amino acids. The transcript has 9 exons.
UGGUCGAUGGCAACAUCCACCAGUCCUGUCUGUCGCUCUCCCUUUCUCUCUUUGAGUGUGCCCCCCAUCCUCUUCGUACCUUCUGCGAGGUGGCGAGCGUGUGCGCUGCCGCGAACGACAAAUGAGACGCUGCAAGAUGGCGAUUGUGCGACUGAUAGCGUGUUGUGUGCUGUGCACCAACCUCGGCCACAUCCCAUCAUCGCUCGCGGUAAUCCUCCGAACCACCGACAAGAUCGUGUGGGCAAAUGAGUUUGAGCCCGUCGAGCUGACCUGCUUAAUAGAGUCCAUCUCCACCAACAACCCGAGGAUUGAGUGGAAGAAGAUUAGGAACGGCAUCCCGAGCUAUGUUUACUUCCAGAGGAAGAUAGCGGGCGACUUGGAGAACAGGGCGCAGCUCAGAGAGCCGGCCAACAUUCUGAUCUUUAACGCCACCCGCGCGGAUACGGCCGAGUACCGCUGCGAGGUGGCCGCCAUCGACGACCAGAGAGACUUUGACGAGAUUCUCAUUAGUCUUGCCGUGAGAGUGAAGCCCGUGGUGCCCCGAUGCAGCGUCCCCGAGGCGGUCACGGUGGGCACGUCGACCGAGCUCCGCUGUCUGGAGAACGAAGGUUUCCCGGCACCCGUCUACCGCUGGUUCCAAAACAACGAGGAGCUUCCCCAAGACCCCAAGAACACCCCCAAGUUUAUCAACGCCACCUACACCAUCAAUACCGACACCGGAAGCCUGAAAUUCCGCAGGGUGAGGAAGGAGGACGCGGGGGAGUACUACUGCCAGGCCAAGAAUGACGCAGGCCACGCCCAGUGUCCCUCCCAGUGGAUGGACGUCUACGAUGUCGACAUCCUCGAUAUCGCCCUCAAGUCCGUCGGCGGCGUGGUAGCGGUCAUUUUUGUGAUCGGCUGCAUCUGGCAUUGCCUUUCACGCGCCUUCUCCUCGAAAAAAGGCCAAAAUGAAAACGAAUUCAGUUGGCCGGCGCAGAAUGAUGCUGUCGACUACGGCGAUGCGGAUGAGGGACAUUUCCGCCACAAGUCGUCUUUCAUCAUCUGAGCCUACGAAGAAGUUACAUCAACGGCAGUGGUGGUUAAGUUUGAGCUGUAACAUGGCACACUCUGUUCUCGGAUGCACAUUAAAAUCAAACCAAGUUGCCAAAGUAAUGUUCAAUAUGGUUUUGUGGCACUAGUUCAUGUUUUUUAUAGCGUUGACAAAUUUUAUAUUAUGGAACUCUCCAGUAAUCCUUCCAUUGUCCACCUCGCACUUGUAGAGUUUAUUUUUUUAUUUCCUGAAUAUUUCUACUAGACAGUAAAGUCAUUCAUUCACUUCCAAGCUGUGACAUUUAGCCGAACGAUGAAAGUGUUGGCGAGGGAUGUGUUGGACAUUCCAUCACAAGUUUUGGAACAAAUUCGCUUUUCUAAUGUUUUUUUAUCGACUGAUUUUUUUUUUUUUUUGCGGAAGUCCUGUGUCAUGUGAAAAACUUUUUUUUUUUUCUUCUUCCAAGUGGCCAAGAGUUGAAAGGUAUUUGUGUAGUUGUACAGGCAAUAAAUAAGCAGAUUAAAAACUGAGGAUAUCAAAUAACGUGAGGCACAAUUUAUCUGCCCUGAGCAUACAGUAGUUACGACUGACAACAUUAUAUGUCCAAGUUACCCAGUGGAAUUGAACACUAUAUAUAUCCCACUUUGCUGCAAAUUCAGUAUUUACUAUUAAAAAGUGGCAACGUUUGACAUUUAGAGUGCUGUUUGUGUAUAAGUGACCUUCUGUGUGUUACUACUUUUUGGGUUGUAGAUAUUGGACAUAUUGUCCAGUUUUGCAUCAACAUUCUACAUAAAUGCGCAAAUGUUUUUCCCCAGUACCUUAUUGUAAAUAAGGCAAUAAACUGUUCAAAAUGGUGAUUUAACAGUACAGUCAUUACUGUCCAGUGCUGUUUCAAACUUUUUUUUUUUAAUGUUCAUGAUUUGUGUAAAAACUCAGGAACUGUUGUAAAAUGCCCACUGUUCAUGGUUGAUUUUGUUAUGAAUAAAAUACAUUUGA